UAUAAAAAUGAUAAUUGAGGAAUUUAGAAAAAAGUUCAAUUAGCAAUAAGUUGAAGCUAAAUAUAUCAAAUUCAAGAAUAAUUAUCUGUAAACUUUUAGAGAAAACAAUAUUAAAUAAAUUUAUUUAUUACAUAAUCACAUCUUUGAGUGGAUUAUACUAUAAAGAAAGGUGUUGGUUAAGUGUAUAACAUUUAUAAUUAUAUAGGUGGGUGGUCCCACCUACAUGUGAUUUUAUUUUCGUUUUAUGAGUAUGUUAGGUAAAAGUUAAGCAAACUCUGAAAGUAGUUGUAAAAUAUCUCUAGAGCAAUGUUCUUCAUUUUUAUUCUUAAACAUUUUAUAAUAUUGUCCAUAUUUUUGACAUUUUUAGUUAAGUGUAGAGAGGUUGUAAUUAAAAGCAAAGAUAGCACUGUUGUUUUUGCAUAUAGACCGGGUAUUGAAGGUGAGAGUGGGCUUGGUAUUUGUGAACCUAAUGAAGCAUGUAAUAUUGUGCACAACCGUUUUUGGCUUCCAACAUUAACAGAAAGAUUGUGUCGAUGUACAGAAGGACGGGAAUGUCCUUGGAACUGGAAUUAUAUUAAAACUUCCAACAGGAGUAGUGAUUCUUCCAUUAUAAUUAAUAAUAGAUCAGUACUUCAGUUUUGCAGCCCUACAAAUUUGAAAAAUAUGAAAAUAUGUUCUAGUAAAGAAUCAGCUAUUACUUUCUUGGGAGAAAGUAAUCAUAACAAUUCAUUACAAUAUCCACUUUCAAUAAAAGCAAACUGCAAAUGUCGAAAUCCUUUUUUUUGGAUACUUCAAAAAGCCAAAUAUAUAGAAAAUAAAUCAGUUUUACAAGUUUAUAAAUGUGCAACACAAUGGAUGUGUGAUCCCCUUGAAUUUUGUGGUCACGUUAGAACUGAUUUAUUCUCUAUAUAUUAUCGUUGUACUUGUCCAGAAAAGCACUGGUGUAUUUUUCAAACAAAUAAGCAGGAAGCCGAAAACUAUGUACAUGAACUUGCUUACACAGGAACAGCGUUUAAAGCAUAUUGCAUUCCACAUUCAUAAUAUAUUUGUUUCUUUAACAAAUAUUUUAUUAAAUUAAGUCUUCAACGUCAGUUAUUAUUAUGUUAUACUAUAUCUUAAUAUUAAAUAAUAACAUAUAUAUGUUUUUUAUUUCAAAGAGUAAAUAAACCUUUUAAAUGUAUU
Molecule: messenger RNA, 1182 nt
Organism: Leptopilina boulardi
Lineage: Eukaryota; Metazoa; Arthropoda; Insecta; Hymenoptera; Figitidae
Product: kappa-scoloptoxin(11)-Ssd1b-like
Exons: 4
Coding region: 307-1041 (244 amino acids)
Source: RefSeq, a predicted model, not a curated record